Messenger RNA from Acanthaster planci (crown-of-thorns starfish), 4114 nucleotides. RefSeq lists its product as uncharacterized. Gene Ontology annotation, cellular component: membrane. NCBI's taxonomy places the organism in Eukaryota, Metazoa, Echinodermata, Asteroidea, Valvatida, Acanthasteridae. Gene Ontology annotation, biological process: G protein-coupled receptor signaling pathway. Gene Ontology annotation, molecular function: G protein-coupled receptor activity. The record is from RefSeq and is a predicted model, not a curated record.
AGCAACGUAGCUUUCCACGCGCGUUGUAUGGUGAGCGCAACAGGUUUUAUGUAUUACGCAGAACUGAUGGACGAUUGGUAGAUCAUAUUCACACUGUGUUGUGGCAUAGCUUAUCGUUAGUCAGUGAAACCAAAACACUGUAGACUGUUAGGCCUACAUGUAUCACCAUUCGUUACUGUGAAGGAGCUUAGGUCAGUAUCAAUCAUGUCGGUCACUGUUGGUCAUCUGGAUUCAUUCACUUACUGUGUUUUCACCUUGCUCUUGACCAUCAUAGCAGGCCACAUUAGCGUUGGCAAGGAGACACGUGCUAUAUGAGGUAGUCCUGUCGAUCGUUAUCUGACAUUUACGACGUGACGCGUUAUAAAGGGAAAGGACACGCAAUCUUACGGAUGGUUUUUAUGCCAAGUGUAGAAUGUGUGAAUUUUGUGUUCAUCGAGGGCGGCCCGACUGUCAAACCUUCAUUUUGACUACUGGUAAAGAGGCGAUUUAGUCAUCAAAGAUAAACUUUAAGAAAUGUUGAACUUUGGCAUCAGUGUCCGUAACGUGUUCCAGCUUCAGACUCACAAUAUCGAGGGUGGUGAAUUUUGUUUACUCACGUACGGUCAGUCGCCACAUUUACCUCACAGUUGAUAUUCGUUUCUGAGUGAAGUUGUCCGCCGCUGAUUCGCAAUAAAUUGAUCUUUGCAUUAUCAGCCAAAAUCAUGAAGUUCUUUGAACGAUUUAAGUGAUUUGGCCUCAUUCGUGUUUUUGUUAAUCAUUAGACACCGCCGUGUGAGAGAAAUAGAGAUGUUGUAGCAAGGAACUUCCUUGAAAGUGAACUGGUCUUGUCUUCGAGAUAUUAUCAGAUUCAUCACAUACUUUGGCCUUUUGCAUCAUUCAAAAGGCACCAGCAAUUAAUUGUUCUGAAUUACAUGGAUCAAUUGGAGCAUGUUUAUUAUGUGAAGCCAGCGUAUGCCUGAAAAUGUGGGCAAAAUAUUUGGAGUGAAACACUGCACGUGGAAGAACAACAGCUGAAAAAAACAACUGUUGGUUUAAGACAUGGCUGGUAAUGUACAAGUCAAGCAAAAGACGAUGGUGAGCGUCAAUCAUCCUGUCAUCUCAGCUUUCUCCGCCAAAUGACUCCAUCUUGGGCGUGUUGCUUGAAUUCGUUGAGGGCGUCUAACGGCUUCUCAUUUCGGCGUGUAGCUGUGUUCCUGAUGGGUCACACUAAUUGUGGCAUUUAAACAUAACUCUGCUCAAAAGCAGCGUUUCCUUAUUUUUUGUCUCAAUCUAAUUUUAAUAACUUUCAACCGUAAGGAAUCAAGGCAGGUAACACUAAUUAUGAAGCUGUACACGUGGUAUCUGGUGGGCUUGCUGGCUAUUGUGACAGUCAUCGGAAUUCCAGGCAAUAUUUUGGUCCUUGCUGUGUACGCCAACAAGACUAAACGAACAGGGACGAGAAUAUUCAUUCUUGGCUUAGCUGCCGUUGAUUUAUUCAUUUGUGCACUGUCUGGCUACCGUUUGUAUCUCUGGAUACACGAAGAGUCUUUUUCUAGUGACUUCGUUUGCCGAUUUUUCAGCUGGAUAGGUUUGGCGAGUGAAUUGUCUUCAGCAUUUGUCACCACGGCGGUUGCAGUUGACCGAUACUUGGCAAUUUGUCGGCCCCACCUCGGCUGGAUGACCCACAAGCGUGCUCAAGUCGUUUGUUUUGCUGGAAUCAUUGCCUCGACCACCCUAACUCUCCCCGCGGUAGCAGUGUACUUAGUAUCUACUGAUUCGCAAGGGAAUAAGUCUUGUGAAAUCACAGAAGCAGAUGAAUACCGUUAUUGGGUCUAUAUUGCUUUGUUUGUCGUGGUUGUUGCAUUUGCUCUGAUGAUGAUUACAGCCCUUGCUAUGUACCUGUUGAUAUAUCGUGAGGUCCGGAAACGACUGAAAGUCCGACCAUCCAUUAUCAACGUUGCCCCAGCAGAGAAGUCCGGCGAUAAAGAAGGAGCACCCCGCGCAACUCUUCUUAUUAGUAUGCUAGUCGCAGGAGAUUCUAUGAUAGGCAUUUCUCUCCCUUCAAGAGGGUUUGCUGUUCGUCGGCAUAGUAUUGGGGAAGCUGAAGGAAUUUCGCAGAAAUUUCCUAAAUCACAGAUGCGAAAGACGUCUGGCUCACCUGUCGCAAUUCGUCGGAACAUCAGAGAAAAAUCGGACGUGAAAGAAAAUUUAAAAAAUACAAAGGCUUGUCCAACUGACUGCCAAGACUAUAGGAAGAUUGCUCUAGCGACCUUAGUGUCAUCUAGUGAGGACACAGGAUCUGGUGGCCCUAAAACAAAAUUGACUGGGGACAAGCACGACGAGCCUAUUGACCAAGCCAUCAAGAAAGGUAAAAAGAGCAAAACAGGUAAGAUGUUGCUCCUAGCAACGGUUGUCUUCGUGGUAACUUGGUCUGCUCGUUUACUUAUGUGGUUGAUAUCUUACACGUUGGGUGAGAAAUGGAAAGACUUUAAGCACAAUGACGAUGUUGCAUUUGCAUUUUUGAGUCUACUUCAGCAUUUGUACUAUACUACACCAGCCGUUAACCCUGCCAUUUACAGCUUUGUCAACGACAGAUUUAGAGUGGAAUCUUUCAAAAUUAUCCGGAAGAUGAAUUGUUUCCGACGGGAAAAUACAAUGUGAUUGCAGUUGACAAGAUUGCAACAAUGGUUGGAAACGUGCCGAGCCACACGUGACGCUCCAAUUACCUUAUGUUACUAUAGCAACGGUAACUCUAAUGAACGCAUUGUUGUGGAACGUGCACAGAGGAAUAAUGAUGUUUUUCUGUGGAAUUUUACAACCCAGUCCCUCACAAAGAUAACAAGGCGUCAUUAAGACAUGCAGCGUUAUGUGUAGUCGAAGUGAAACAGUAAUGCCAUUCACAUUUUAGCCUAGCCGACAUGUUAUUGGCAAACAUUAUACAAAGACCGGGGUGAUGUUUGUACCACACGUAUACAACUGUGGAUUUUCAAAUUAGGCAUGUCGUGUAGAGAGUGCGUAGUUUUAUUGCAUAUCGCAAUUUGACAGAAUCUGAGUGCGCAUUUAGUUUUUCAAUGGGUUUUGGUCAUUGUAGACAUUGUAAUGUUUACAGAGCUUUUCCGGAUAUUUAUCGUCCGCCUUUAUUAGAAUAGUUAACUUUACUCAUUCUUGCUGUCUUGUGUAAAAAGCUGUGCAAUGUCUUGCUACUUUUGGCAAGUCGUAGCUUUUUGAGAUUUAAAAUAAGCUGUUUGCGUCGACUGAAUGCAAUUAAUAAUUUACGAUUUCCUCCCCGCUUAUUGUCAUUCUGCAUCCGCGUGUUCAGCCAAACAACGGUAAUCCUAAAGGCACGUAUGCUACUUUUUGUUGAUACGGGUGUCUUAUAUAGGAAUGCCUGUUUCCUAAAUAAGAACUGAAGUUUAUUCUUUGAUUACAAUAGCUAACUGGAAGUGACAGUCAAACGAAAAAGUAAUGAAGCAGGUAGGCCUAUCUGAUAUACAAGUUAUAUUCUUGAUAUUGUGCAGGGAGGUAUUGCUUAAAGUCGUACCGUAACAGUAACACAGAUGACUUGGCGUAUCACCCCCUUUCUUGUGAUCUAGUAUCUGGACAAUUGUACUGUACAUGUCUAGUGGUCUACUCCUAUUUUAAUGAUUUUGUAAACUUGUGUCUAGCUCCAGUCUACACCAGCAUCUUUGACGAGAAAUGAAAUUGACUGUAAAACAUUUCUCUCAUUACCCCCCCCCAAAAAAGUCUCAAGGGCAUGCCCCAGUUUAGCCCCCCCUCCCAUAUGGCCUUGUUUACUUAAAAUAGCGAAAACUGCAAACCCAAAAGGAUGGAAUUGUUUACCAUUGUGUUUGUAAGGAAUAACAGUGAUCAGUACACUAUACGAUGCAGCUGUAUUAAUGUUGAAUUCAUUAAUUCAAAGCGCCCAGGCCGUGGAAAAUGUUUUAUCUGCAACACGUGUGACAAAUUUUGUGAAAAUCUGUGUCUAAAAAGAUAGAUACUAGAUAUAUUAGCAACCGUUAUAUUUUGGCUGCAGAUGCAGCUUUUAAACAUUGCUUAUCGUUUGAUUUGUGUUUUUAAUGACUAUUCAGACUUUUGAUUUAUCUAAGAUGUUAUUACUAUUUCAGUAUAAAAUGCA